AUGUCGUCAACCCGCCUAAAGACCCGAAAUAAAUACAAUCUCGAAGAACUUACACCCACCGAUCUCUGCUCGUACUGGGAUACGAUACCACCCACAGCGGCCCAAUUAGCAUUUGCAGACAACUUAUUCAUACCGUCACGCCAUUCACCAAUAAAGCUAUGGUCUGCCGCCAAGUUUCGCACAACACCGAUCUCGUCAAUCGAGCCGGAAGUCGCGUUCUUAGGCCGUUCUAAUGUCGGGAAGAGCUCCCUGUUGAAUGCUCUCAUGGGCCAGAAGAUCUGCUGGACUUCAUCGAAACCAGGAAAAACGAGAGAAAUGAAUGCGUUUGGCAUUGGAGGUACCAAGGGUGGAGAGUCUAAGGUGGUAUUGCUUGAUAUGCCAGGAUAUGGAAAGGCCAGUCGAUCAGAAUGGGGGAUGGAAAUCAUGAAAUAUCUCCAAGGGCGCAGACAACUCCGACGAGCGUUCAUUCUCAUAGAUAGCGAACACGGCAUUAAGCAGAAUGAUGAAGAUAUUCUCAGCCUUUUCCGCCGCUACGCAAUCCCCCAUCAAAUCAUUAUGUCUAAGGCAGAUAAAAUCCUUGCUAGGAAUAAGAAGUUGGCCAAGACUGGCGUGUCGGCUGCUGGUCUUCAACGGCUUCAGACCAAGAUACAAGAACUGAAACCGAUCGUUCAACCAGAUCCAAGUGUUUCUGAAGGCCCUGGUGCAUUGGGUGAGAUUUUAACAUGCAGUGCAGAUACUCCCAUCAGUUAUGAUCGGGUGUUGGGUAUGGAUGCUAUACGAUGGGCAGUUCUAUCUGCUGCAGGGAUUGACGGGAGCUUAGAGGGCGGGUACCUCGCUCCUGCUAUCGGCGCAUAG
Messenger RNA from Penicillium taxi, 855 nucleotides. Its product is annotated as translation initiation/elongation factor MRX8. Gene Ontology annotation, molecular function: GTP binding. Gene Ontology annotation, cellular component: mitochondrion. Lineage: Eukaryota; Fungi; Ascomycota; Eurotiomycetes; Eurotiales; Aspergillaceae. The transcript is spliced from 2 exons. The record is from RefSeq and is a predicted model, not a curated record. The coding region runs from base 1 to 855 and encodes 284 amino acids.